Molecule: messenger RNA, 17098 nt
Organism: Mytilus californianus (California mussel)
Lineage: Eukaryota; Metazoa; Mollusca; Bivalvia; Mytilida; Mytilidae
Exons: 100
Coding region: 141-16370 (5409 amino acids)
Biological process (GO): microtubule-based movement
Cellular component (GO): dynein complex
Molecular function (GO): dynein light intermediate chain binding; ATP binding; ATP hydrolysis activity
Source: RefSeq, a predicted model, not a curated record
UGAUGGCGGCCUACAUAUGAAAGAAGAUCAGCGUUCCAUAACAUUAGAAACAAACUGCAGAAACCGUAGAUGGAAAAGCCACUUUUAAAUUUGAAAUAGUUAUAUGUUUGAGAUAGGUUUGGUUCAAUUUUUGCAUUAAAAUGGAUGAACGGCAUUGGUGGAUCGCUGGAAAGAUCCAGGAAAGUUUCAAAAUUGGUGGAUAUGACAACCCUACUCUCCUUGAAGAUUUUAUGACCGAGCAAAAUAAUCUUAACAAAAUAAACAAAUUUCUAAAAGCAGGGGGGCCAUGUAGAUUGUUUUUCUACUGUGAAAAAUUGCCUGAAGGAGAAUUGGCAACCAGUCAUUUACAUGUGACUGGCACACUUGCGUCGCUGAAAGAUGCCAACUUGGACCAGUUGAAUGUGUUGUAUUUCUUGAGGAAUAGAGUUGACAAAGAUGUUGAUCCAACAAGGAUGGAAAGAGAUAUUUUCUGCGGUGAACUUAAGCAUAAUACCAUGGAAACACUUACAUCAUUAUUAUCAGAAGUUUACAUACCAUUAAUUAAAGCACAGAAAGAAUGGGGAGAAUGCAACAAUGAAAGCCAAAAUAACUUGACUCAUAGUAUGGAUAAAUUCCUUACAGCUUUAAAUGAAUCAACAGCAUCCAUGGCUAGUUCAAAACAAUUGAUGCUGAAGCAGCCAGAAAAUGUGAUUUUGAAUGACUUUAAGAUGCAAAGACAAGCAGCAUUAGAUACACAGCUGAUUGGCCAGUAUGAAGAAUUGGUAACUGAUUGGAUGAACACAAUAGAAACUAUUUUGAGUGACACAUCAGAUGAAAGUAAAACAAAUACGAGAAGUGAUGCAAACAGCUGGAUCAAUUUAAGAUUUAUGGACCCCAAUGCUGGACCUCUAUCUGAGUUGGAGAGAUGGCGUAGACGUCAGAGGUUGUUGACCAGUAUUACAGAGCAGUUAAAGAGUAAGGAAUGUAAAGCUGUUAUUGGUGUACUCAUCACUGCCAAAUCUAGACUGCUGAAGAAAUGGAAAGUUGUUGAUGCUUCAAUUACAGAUGCCAUGAAUGAUACCAAAGACAAAGUGAAGUAUUUGGAAUCCCUUAGACGUCAUUUUGAUCAGCUCUACCAUGAUGCAACACCUGCUUCAAUUAUAAACAAUGCUAUCCCAGGAAUCACAAACAGUGUUCGACAGAUGGAUUCCAUUUCCAGGUACUAUGCCAGGACAGGGUUUCUUGGUAUAGUAUUUACAAAAAUAACCAAUCAGUUAGUAUUAGCUUGUAAAGAAUAUAUUAGGAAUUUUACCAGUAAUGUAUAUGAUGAAGAUGAACUUUGGGGGAGGAUAGCCGAGGAAAUCAAACACAGAGAACUUCUAUCAACUGUUGAUCCACAACAGAGAUUACUAAGGAGUCAAGUGGAGUCAAAACUAAAGGGAGGUAUGCAGAGAAGUAAAACCAAAGAAGGAAAAGAUCUAGGAUUACAAGAUGAUAGUCUGUAUGGUCGUCUGAGGGCAUGCCUGUCAUUACAAGGCUUUUACAGGGACACACUUCGCUCAUUAAAAGAUGCUCUGGGACAGUCACAGAACUUGUCACACUUCCCUUCCAUCAGUAGUAUGGGAGGCUUGGGUUCUGUUAAAUCAAAACCAGGCACUAGUGAUAAAUCCCGUGGAAGUAGUUUAAUGGUAUCACCAAAGAAAGGAAUAUCUGCUCUGGAUACCCAAGGUCAUGGCGUGUCAAUAGCUGAUGAUGAUGCUGUAAUGUCACAUAUGGACUCUUUCUGUACACGGAUUAAACAGCUGAUAGACGUCAUCAAUACCCUCUCUCAGUACAACAAGAUGGUUACUUUGACAGCUGGUAUGCCUAGACUGAGGAAAGAUGAUUUUGUAUUUGAAGAUGAAACAGAGAAAGAAGAAUACAAGUAUAGAAAGCGACAACAAGAAGCCAGAAAGGCAUUAGAGAGAGAAGCUGCAGAACAAGAAGAAGCAAUGAAUGCAGAGAACUCACCUGAGAGGAGUCUAGGGACCAUAGCUGAGGAUGAAGAUACCCCUAACUCUGAAGGAUCAAAGACAGAUGAAAGGAAAGAAGAAGGAAUAACAGCGAGGAAUGAUGAAGUGUUUGAUUCUAAAGAUAAAGAUAACAAUCAAGGACUUAAUGAAGAACAGUUGGCUGUAUUAAGGAAAUAUUACCCAGAGGAUGAGGAGGAUGAUGGUCCUGGCGUUUCAGCAGUUAUUUUAGAUCAUCUUGAUCAGAUGACUAAAGCUAUGUCAGAUAAUGUAACCACCAAAACCAUGUUAGAUGUAGAAUCAAAGGAUAGAGAUAGAUUUGAUAUGUACUACAAUAACUUUGCUGAGAUAGUUCAGGAACAAGAAAAAUUACUCUCAGCAUACCUUAAUGUUAUCUUCAUGAGAAAAAUGAAAACACAACAAGGACUUGAUAUUAUUACAAGAUUUGGACCAGUACAGGGUAGGCCUGGGAUAAGAACCACUAUAGCAGAGAAGUUUGUAGAGAUAUUUAACUGGUAUGAAACUGAUCUGGAGGAGGUUCAAAGAAUUUAUGAAACACACAAGGAAAGUCCACAGAUGGUAAGGAAUGCUCCACCAGCAGCUGGAGCUAUCCACUGGUCCCGUCAACUUUUGAAGAGAAUUGAGGAUCCAAUGAAAGUGUUCCGUGAUAACAGAGCAAUCAAUCAAUUAGGAGACUUUAGUAGAAUAGUCAAAAUAUACAACAGACUUGCAACUGCUUUAGUGACAUUUGAAAGUUUAUGGUUUGCUCAGUGGAAGAACAGAAUUGAACAUGCCAAGGCAGGACUUAGGGCUACAUUGUUUAUAAAUCAUCCAAACACAGGAGAAAUCCUUGUUAAUACUGAUGAAAGAGUACUGGAGCUGAUCCAUGAGGCUAAAUGGUUAACAAGACUAGGUAUUCAGAUUCCAGACUCAGCUACUGCCAUUAUGCAGCAAGAGUCACGCUUCAAAAGUUACAAAAGUCAUUUAGAACUAGUUUUACAUGAAUACAAGGAAACAUGCAAGUGUAUUCCUGAAUCUCUCCAGAAUUUAUUCACUCCACAUACUAAGUAUGUAGAGGAGCAGUUACAACCUGGACUGACAACUCUAGCGUGGAAUAGCAUGAAUAUAGAUGCAUUUUUACAUCAGAUCCAUUCUGCUACAAACCGAUUGAAGGAGAGAAGUACAAAAGUUCAGGACAUAAUGGAGAAUGAUGUUGCUGGAUCACUAGAAGCUAUCAAGAAUUUCUAUCUGUUUGAUUAUGAGGAAGCUAUCACCAGACCAUGGCCACCACAUGAGUUUAGAGAUGUAAUGUUAGACAGAGUACAAGAGAAAGUGGAAGAACUACAGAAGCUGGUACAGAGAGUAAUGAAUGGUUUACUGGCUGUGGCUAAUCUACUGGCUACUAGAAAGUUGGAACAUCAUAACCCAAAGGCAAAGAAACUAGCAUUAAUGGUAGAUGACAGUGAAGCCAUGAAAGAAAGACAGAGAGCUGCAGAGGAAGAGAAAUACAUUUCUAAUCUUAUAUCCUUUUACAAAGAGCAAGUGUAUGAAGCUGUACUCACUGCCACUAAGAGAUCUCUGUCAGCUUUAGUGGAUUCUACAAGUUGUUCAGAAGAAGAACUAAGAGCUGCCAGUGUAUUGUCUAAUCCUACAUACUCACCGAAUACUAGUCCUCGUCGUACCAGUAGAGCAGCUUCUGCUAUGAGCAGGGUGUCAUCUGCUAUGACAGAAAGACCGAAUACCAGUAUGUCAGCAUUAUCCAAUAUGACCUGGACUACAGAGAAAACAAAUGAUCUAACCUAUCUGCAGUUUGAGAUAGAAGUUGGUUUUAAUAUUCCAGUAAUAGCAGUACAACCAACACUAGACACUGCACAGACAGCCAUUAAUGAUGUGGCCUCAGCUGUAGUAGAAUCAUGUAGAGAUGUAACUUGGGUAGAGAAAGACAGAGUUUAUGACUUCCAUGACAGAAUUACUUCAGAUGCAGAAGUAAAUCAAAUGUUGACACAGCUCACACAUAUAGUACAUGAUGUAGAACCAGUGAUCAACAAACAUAUCUUCCACUUUAGUUACUAUGAUUUUCUCUGGAAAGAUGAUUUACAUGGCAACUUCAAGGAGUUCAUGCAAUCAGACCCUGGCAUGUUUGCCAUUAAAAGAGAGGUAGAGAGAUACCUGUACAUAGAAAAGAAGGUUCUCGCUAUACCUGAAAUCCUUCCUGUUGGUCCUAUUUGUCUGAAAACAGACCCCAUUAAAGAUGCCUUACAUGGAUUUGCCAUGCAAUGGAAGAGUCAUUUUGCUUCUGUUUUACAUGAAGAAGCCAAGAAAAAACUAGAUAGUGCUGUAUUGUACAGGUCUAAUGUACGUAAUAGACUAGAGUUAGAUGUGAUUACACUGGACCAAUUAAAUAGUGCCUUACAUUUACUGGAAGAACUCAGAGAUAUGGAAAACAAAAUAGAUGGAAUUUAUUUGCCUAUAGAAACUAUGUAUGCCAAACUAAGAGAAUUUGAGCUGAGGUUACCUCGUAAUGAGGUUGAGGAGGUAGAUCAGUUACGGGACAAGUGGCAAGAAUUGAUGGAAUUAGCAGAGGAAGUACGACAUAAAUUGUUGAUAGAGAAGAGAGGAACAUUUGAACAAGAACUGGAUAAACAAGUCAAGUCUUUCAAUGUAGAAGUGUUACGGUUCAGAAAUGACUUUGAUGGACAAGGUCCGAUGGUUCCAGGAAUACCCCCAUCAGAGGCUGUUUCUCGUCUUGAUUUCUUCCAACAGAGUUAUGUAUUAUUUGACCUGAAGAGAAAGACUCUGGACUCUGUGUCUAAACUAUUUGGUAUUAUAUGUAAACCUUUUAUUGAACUUGAUAAGACAGGAGAAGAAUUACAUCUGUUGAACCAGUUAUAUGGACUGUUUCAGAAGUUCAUUAGAUUUGACAAUAGGUUUAAAGAUACAUUAUGGGCUGAUGUGGAUCUGGAAGCUGCUCAUAUUGAGGUGGAAGGAUACUGGGAUGAAUGUCUGGCUUUACCCAGUAAACUGAAGGAUAAAGAUGCCUAUAAUGACCUGAAGACAUCUCUACAGACUUACUUAGAAGUAUUCCCUCUUCUCAAGGCACUUAAUUCUAAGAGAGAUGAGAAAUAUGAUAUAGCUGAAAUAAGGAAUCGUCAUUGGUCCAGAGUUAUGUUUGUCACACACAGUUCAUUCCCAUUAGAAGCCAAUGUUUUCAAAUUAAAACAUCUUUUAGAGAUAGAAUUAAUCAAACACAAAACAGAAAUAGAAGAAAUCUGUCAUGGUGCAGCCAGAGAAUUGGAAUUAGAGAUCAAAAUGAAAGUAACAGAGGAAGAAUGGACCGAACAAGUGUUAGCAUUUGAACAUUACAAGAAACGUGGACCCAUGUACUUAGACAAAGCCUUUACUGAGAGACUAUUAGAACAGUUAGAAGACUCUCAGGCUUUACUAGCUAACAUGUUAACAUCUAAAUAUAUAGCUCCACUGAGAACAGAAACAGCAUCUCUGGCAGUCAAACUAAAGGAAGUGGCUGAAGUCUUAGAAUUGUGGUUAGAAGUACAAGAUUUAUGGCAGUAUUUGGAAGCUGUCUUCACCAAUGUUGCUGCUGCCAGGGAACUGCCUCAGGAAGCUAAAAGGUUUACCAGAGUAGAUAAAACUUGGAUGAAACUGAUGAAGAAGGCAUUUGAUACAAGGAAUGUUCUUCAGUGUUGCCAUGGUGGAGGAGAAGGAUCCAAGGUUCUCCAUUAUAAAAUUAUCUAUGAUGAAUUAGAGAUAUGUUUUAAAUCACUGAUGGUAUAUCUAGACAACAAGAGGAGGGCAUUCCCUAGAUUUUACUUUGUCUCUGAUCCUAUUCUAUUGUCAAUCCUCAGUCGUCCAGCAGACAUGGAAUCAGUCAGACCACACCUUAGAUCACUGUUCAGUUCAAUAUCAGAUGUCAAAUUAGAGGAAGCAAACCCACCUGAGGAUGAGCUUCCAACUGAUGAAAUAGGAUUUGGCAAAGCAGCUGAUGGACACAGGACCAGUGCAAGCUCUCGAGCUGGUGGUAAAUCCAUGUUGUCUCCUAGUCUUAGGAGCACCACACCACCAAAGAUAGAUAAGAGACUAACAGAACAUUAUAGCAAGGAUGAAGUUUCGGCUCCAACCACAUCAGAAACUAAGAAGAGUUUGAAUCCAAGUGUGAUGCAGCAUGGUCCAUCCUAUCUACCAUCAGAAGGUAUUAUAGAAGACGUUAUACUAUAUGAGGCUACAGCUAUAUCAAGUUCUGAGGGAGAAACUAUUGCACUGAAAGAUAAGGUGAAAUUAGCUGAUGGUGUAGAAGUCUGGCUUCUGGGAUUAAGUGAAUCAGCUGCAAAGACAAUAAAAGAAAUGAAUAACAGUAUAAUUCAGGACUGUAAUCAAGGGACUGUCAUGGAUGAAUGGGCAUCAAAGUAUCCAGCACAAGUAUGUAAGAUUGGAAUGUUAUAUUUCUGGACCAAAGAAUGUGAGAUUGGAAUUUCUGAAAUCAAGUAUGAUCGUAAAGCUCUACAUGGUGCCCUGAAACGAUACUCCAUCCAUACCUCUAAACUGACAUCAGUUCUGAUGAGAGGAGCCUGGAGGACCAUUGAGGAACCAAUGUUACCUGUACAUAAAUCUAGACUGGAGUGUAUGGUUGCUCAAUCCCUGUAUUUAAGAGAUGUUUUAGAGAAUAUGUGCAAUAGAAAGUUACGAGAAUCAACUGAUUUUGAAUGGAGGAGGAGUGUGAGGUGUUACUAUCACCCUGUCGCUACUGAGGCUGAUGAUCUUAAAUCUACUAUGGGAGAGGAUACCGCUAGUCAAACAAGUUUGACAGAUUUGCAUAUAAAAGAGGAAUAUGAACCACUGAUCUGGAUUCUGGACUCAUCCUAUCAUUACUCUAACGAAUUCUAUGGUGCAGAACCAGGAGUGGCCCUCACACCAGUCACAGAGAGAUGCUUCCUCACAAUGUCACAGGCCAUUAACAAUGUACAGGGCAGUCAUAUUGUUGGCCCUGGUGGUGUUGGCAAGACAGAAACUGUAAAGGGACUUGCCAACCUUUUUGGUAAAUUCUUGAUGUUAGUACAGUGUUCCCCAGAGAGUGAUACAAGUGGUAUGGGAAAGAUUGUACAAGGAACUGCUAUGGAUGGAUGCUGGGCCUGUUUUGAUGAAUCACAGAACCUUAAUAACUUGUCCAUGUCUAUUGUAUUGGAUUUUGUUACAUCUGUAUUGUCAGCCCUCAAAUCAAGACACAGCUAUGCCUCAUUGAGCAAUGGACAAGAGAUAAACCUGAAGAAAGGUUUAGCUCUACACAUGACGUCUAAUGCAAGUGUUAGACAUCCAUCAUGUAGAAUGCCAAACUAUGUCUCAGCCAUAUUUAGAACUGUAUCCCUAGUCAAACCAGAUUACUGUUUAGUGUUGAAGGCAAAAUGUGCUUCCCAUGGAUUCAAAGUACCAAACAUACUUGGAGUCAGGCUAAAGACCCUUUCAGAUCUAACUAUUAAUCAACUGCCACCAGAAGUUCACCACCUGUUUGGUAUAGCUACAUGGGCUGGUGUACUGAAGAAAGCUGCUAUUAAGAAGAGACUAGUCAAGGAUGAUAAGUAUCAAGACAAGAUAGAUGCCAGACGAGAAGAAACUUCACGAUCAGAGUCUCAAGCUUCUGAUAAUGUGGCACAGAUUAAAGCUGGAAACCCAAUGAGCCAACAAAUGAGUGUUACAAUGGCACCAAGUUCAAUGAAGUUCGGAGGUGCAAUGACAGCAACACAGAGGAAGAUGGGAACACCUAACCCUAUGACCCUGGCUGCUAAGAUGGAACAUUCUUUAGUAUGUCAGACCAUUAGGGAAGUUAUCUGUCCUAGGAUGACAGAUGAGAACAACAAAGUAUUUAAGAAUAUACUAGAUGAUGUUUUCACUGGACUACCAGAUGCCCCACAGUUGAAGAACACUCAUUCUGCCCGAUCUCGUGGAAUAGAUAUAGAACUAGCCCUGAAACACAAGGCUGUAGAUAAAGGGUUAUCUGCCCAUGAUCCGUGGAUCAGUAGAUGUAAACAACUGUAUGAAAUAUCUCAAGUUUAUCAUGGAGUGAUUGUUGCUGGACCACCAGGCAGUGGUAAGACCAGCUGUAUACAGACCCUAGUCGAUGCCCUCAGUACACAGGUCAGAGGUGGACAGUCACGCCAGUCUCAUAUCAGUCGUACCUCAAACCCAGCAGAAUCACAACACAAAAUCAUCAGAAUUAACCCCAUGGUUGUAGAUGAAUACUCCAUUAUGUUUGGUUACCUAAAGGACAACCAUGAUUGGGUGGAUGGAAUAGUCACAUCAUCAUGUAGAAAAGCUAAUAGGAAUCAAAGUACCACCUGGUUGUGUUUAGAUGGACCAUUAAAUCCUGGAUGGUCAGACAACUUUAACUCUGUACUGAGUGAAGAAAAGGUAAUUCAUCUGAAGAAUGGAGACAAGUUAUUUUUGUCAGAGAACAUCAUUGUUGUAUUUGAGACAGACAACCUGUCAUCUGCCUCACCAUCUACUAUUUCCAAAUCUGGAAUUGUAUAUCUAGGCAAUAAUGUUGUCGGUUGGAAGCCUAUAGCUGAUGCUUGGUUAGAGAGUAGAUCUCCACAAGAAAUACAUCGACCUGUAAAUGUUGAACAAGGAGAAACGGACCAAUCUUUGCCCAGAACUGUUGAAGGGGUACUACAAAGAGCUUUCCAGAAAACACUGGAUCCAAUAUCUCAGUUUGUGUUAAAUGAAGCUAAACCUUUGGUAAAGCUAUCACUUGUUGGACUCUUUAAAUCCUGCCUGGGACUACUAUCAGCCAUGUUAGCUGACAAUAGAGAGACCAGUGAAGACCAUGUGGAAAGACUCUUCCUGUUCUGUCUUAUCUGGACUUUCGGUGGACUCCUGGACAGUCAUGAUAGGAAAAUUUUCAGUGAAAAGCUCAAAAUGCUUUCUAAUACCUUACCAGAUGAUGACAGACAGAUCUGUGUAUUUGAUUACUAUGUAGAUGAAUCAGGAGACUGGGACCCAUGGGCAUCCAAAGUCAGUGAAUCAGUGUACUCUGACCAACAAGAUAUGCUUGGAGAAGUCUUUGUUGACUCCAUCAAUACAAUCAGAACAAAAAUCUUGAUAGAUUUUGCCUCAGCUUCAGGACUGAAUGUUUUAUUAGUGGGGCCACAUGGAUCAGGAAAGACAACUCUUAUCAAUGACUUCAUGGACCUGCAAGAAAAAGGAAAGCAACUGAUGUUGUUAAGCAAAAACAAUCCACAGAUUUCUGUAUGUAAGAAGUUAGUAUUCUCUGGAGCCUCUAGUGCCAAACAGUUACAGAGCUUUAUAGAGUCGAAUAUUUACCACAGACAAGGAUUUGUAUAUGGUGCCAAAGAGAACAAGAAAUUAAAGGUGUUCAUUGAUGAUGUUAACCUGCCUUUACCAGACAACUACAAAGUACAGAAAUGUAAUGAGUUACUGAGACAACUUUUAGAUGACAAAACUCUAUGUACAUUGGAGAAGCCAUUUGAAUGGAAGACUGUAGAGGGAUUUAAUGUGAUCGGUGCAAUGUCAAUGAGUGACAACCCUGGUGUGUCAUGUACUCAGUUAUCCGAAAGACUUCUGAGACAUUUUGCAGUAUUCCAUCUGACAGCCCCAGAAGGUGAAGCUCUAAAGAACAUUGUUCAUGGAAUACUGGAUCUGAACAUGACAGAUGGAGAUAGACCUGGAUUAGAUAUAGAAUUACAUAACCAUCUAGUAAAGGCAUCAUGUGACAUGUUAAAGGCUGUCCAAGAUGUUCUCAAGUCAACAGCAAUGCCUGGUCGUAAACACUACCUGUAUACACUUAAAGAUAUAACAACUUGCUUUCAGUGUUUGAAGAGACUACCAGAAGAAAGUCGAGCAGAUGAGACAUUGAUUCCUGUGAUAUCGUUAUGGAAACAUGAGAUGACAAGAAUUAUGAGAGACAGAAUAGCCAGAACAGCUGAUCUGAAUUGGUUUGAUCAAACCAUUAAUAAUAUUCUUGCAGAGAAUUUCCCAGAAGUAAAAGGACCAUUUAUGGAUCAUUUUGUGACCUUCCCAACAGAUGCCAGAAUGUAUAACAGACCUGUUACCUCAGUUACUGGGAAAAAUGUCAGAAUUUCCCUUCAACCUGUUGACAAUUUGAGGGACAUACACAGCUGCCUUAAUACACACUUAACAAGAUACAAUGAAGAAUUUGGAAAUAUACCACUGAACAUUAUGCUGUCAGAUUUUAUAAUUGACCAUGUUGUUAGAAUGCAUAGAGUACUUAGUUUCCAUCAUGGUGGGAAUUUAUUGUUGAUUGGAGCAGUUGGAGCUCACCUUACAACCUUGUGUAGACUGGCUCUCCAUGUAGCUGACAUCCCUAUACAUAAAAUGGACACUUCCAAAACAAGUAACUUCUUUGAUGGUCUGAGAUCAGCUGUACGAUUGAGUGGAGCUGAGAACAAAAUACUCACCGUCAUUUUUACUGCACGAGAUUUGCAAGAUCCUGUUUACUUGGAUGCCAUUAAUAGUCUUCUUAUCAGUGGAGAAGUACCACACCUAUUUACUAAUGAUGAAAUGGAAGGACUAUUACAGGCCAUAGCCCCAGCUAUGAAGAGAGAGUUUCCAAGUAUGUCUGUAGAUCCAAUGAAAUUCUUUGUUGCCAGAGUGAAAAGUAACCUACACAUUAUACUGUGUUUACAACCUGGCCAUAUACUCCUUGGAACAGCACACAGAGAAUUCCCAGGACUGUUGAGUGGUUGUGCCAUAGAUUGGAUGUGUGACUGGCCACAGGAAUCAUUAUUAGGGGAGGCCUCAUACUUUAUAACUAGGUUCCAACUGACAGAAGAGUUUGAAAAUCUGAGUGAGAGUAUAACAACUUGUCUGGCUAACAUCCAUAGUUUUGUGCUGAGAGAUUGUCGCCAGCUUCCAUGGGCUGGAGACUUAAGUCCUGAGAUCACAAUUAACAAGAUCAAGGUUCUUGAGAAGAAGAAAGAGCAGUUUAAGGUAGAGGCUGUCAAAGUACCCAAUCUGCCAUACUCAAAGACCAUUCUUCAUGAAAGAAUCAAGAACCGUCACAGAAAGGACGAUGACAGAGCUAAGAAUGAAGUAUAUGUAGGACCUACGACUUUCAGAAGAUUCAUGGAAUGUUUUAGAUGUUUGUAUAACAAUAAAUCAAAAGUUAGAACACAGGAUGUAGAACAACUAAAGAAAGUGUUGUCUACAUUAGACCAAACCAGAUCAGAUGCCAAAGUAAUGAGGAAGGCCAUUAAGACAAUUAGUGGCAAAUUUCAAGAUGCAACUAAAAAAACUGAGGAUUUACUAUAUAAACUAACUGUAAAAGCCACAGCCUUGGAGAAACUCAAAGCAAAAAUAGGACUAAGUAAAUCAUUAGAUGCUCACCUUCACCUUACAGAAAUGUAUGCUGAAGAAGAAGAGGAAGAUGAACUUUUGGAACAAGAAGAAUAUGAUGAAUAUGACAGGAAGUUUGAUAAGAUGAUGGAACUAAAGUUACAGGAUAGACAAGUUAAAGCUAAAGAAGACCAUGUCAAAGCUAAGAAAUCUGUGGAUGAAUGUAGACAGAACCUUGAGUAUGCCAAACAACAGGUACUUCACUGGAAGACCAAAGUUGACCGUGGCUGUAUAGAAAGAAUUCGUCAGUUUUCCAAUCCACCCCUUUUGGUUGGACAAGUAAUGGAGAUGGUUAUGAUGUUGGUUGGUAAGAGACUACCCUCACAGAGAUUGUAUGAGCCUAAGGAAUCUACAGGAAAGGAUGAAAUGUCCAGCAGAAUGUCUUCUAGUUCUAGUAGUACAAAAAUGCUAGGGGUCAAAAAAGAAAAGUAUUUAUUAGGUAAAAAAGAUGGAGGAUUUGACCGAGCUCAGUGGAAGAAUAUCCAGAUGACAAUGAAUGAUUCUCAGAAGUUUGUUGACAUGUUACACAAUGUACCCUGGGAAGAUGGUCUGAUGGAUGAUGUGCUGAGAGCUGUUGAAAGUUACCUAUCUGCAAACAAGGAUGGUAACCUUGGUGUGACUGGGGAAGGAACAUUACUUGAUCAUGCUCAAGAUGUUCAGUUUACUGCUAGGAAAAGGUCUCCUUCACCAGACAACACAAAAGGUAUAACUAUAGCUGCAGCCAAAUAUUCCAGUGAGGACUGUGCUACUCUGGUCCAGUAUACCAUAGCUAUUGUAGAGUUCUCUAGACUAUGUGGUCCACUUAAGGCAGCCUUGGAGAAUCUUCAUGGACUAGAGAGAGAAAUAGAAGAAAAUGAGAGACUGCAGAAAGAAAAGGAAGAAGAGGAAUUAGGGAAGCAAAGAGAGCAGGGAGAAGAAGAGACCAAACGUGAUGCAACACCAGAACCUGAACAGGAAUACACAGCAGACGAUCUAUCCAAACUUCAGGAUGAUGUCAAUAAUCUACAACAGCAGUUUGAUCAAUCUGUCACAGAGAAACAUAAUCUGGAAACAGAAUUAACAUCUAUGAACCAGAGACUGAAAGCUGCUACAGACCUUAUAGACAGUAUGUAUGGCCAGGAACUAGAAUGGAGAAAAUUUGUUAAAGAGAAUGACAGCAACGAUUUGUUGUUAGCCAACUGUAUCACUGCUGCUGCUUUUCUUGUCUACUGUGGCUCUGCUAAUAUGGAUACAAGGAAAAGAAUGGGAGAAUUUUUCAUGCAAGUUUGUGAACAUCAUGGGAUGCCAAUGCCAAACGGGAAGUUGUUUAAAGAGUUGACAUUGGUGGAUUUCCUUUGUAAAAAACUUGACCUGAUGGAAUUGGAGAUAAAACAGUUACCAACCACACCCUUGAUGUUAGAGAAUGCUGCUUUCUUGAUGCAAGAAGACUAUGUAAAUGCCUGGCCUUUGAUCUGUGAUCCUACAAGUAGAGUAUUGGAUUGGUUAUAUCAGUAUAAAAGAGAUAAAGGACUGGUUGUUGUACGAUACAGUGAAAUAAGAUCCCAGUUUGAGAAUUGUUUAGCAGAUGGUAGUCCAUUAUUCAUAACAGACUGUGACCUUGCAGAACUGUCCAAUGACAAGAGGUUUAUUGAUGCAUUACAGAACUGUUCACAGUUCAUCCAUGGAAAAACUAGAUUCAAAAUUACAGUUGAGGACCAUGAGGUAGAGUGUGAUCCUAAAUUCCGACUGUUCCUCCACACUACAGUAGAACCACACAAUGUACCACAGACACUAGCUGCCUACUGUACAGUAUUGUACUUCCAACAGAGUAGACAUUGUCUAGAGGUAGAACUAAUGGAAAGAUUUAAAGCCAAGAAGGAGAAAUCAAGGAGUGAAGAGGAAAGACAAGCUCUUAGAGUGGAGAAAAAAGAGAAUAUGAUAGAGAUGGAGAGGUUAGAGUUUCGUCUGAGGGAGAACUUGUCUAGUGAUGUCAGGUUGAUGAAUGAUUUACCAGCUACAAAAAAAAUGACAGAUCUAAAGAAGAUGUAUGAUGAAGCUGUUGACAGUCAAAGUCGAGUAGAGGAGAGACAAGGUGAACUGACAAAGAACACUGAUACCAACAGGAAUGUAGCCGUCAGAGCUGCUGUGUGCUUUGAUGUAGCUCAGUAUAUGAGAGAAGUCAAUGCGUUAUAUCAAAUAUCAUUCACCCAGUUCCUUACAUUGUUUGAUUAUGCCAUUACACAGUCAGAACCGUCUCAAGACCAGGCUAUGAUUGAUAAAAUCACAUACACCACACAUAACUUUGUAGCCAGAGGACUGAUGGAGAGAGACAGACAUCUGUUUUCACUUCUCUUAGCUAUUGAGGUUGAAGAUUCCUUAGGCAAUGUAGGAGUAGGAGAAAGAGAAUUCCUGAUCUCUCCUAACUAUGGAUCUGUUGUUAUGUCAGCCUUGGGAUAUACACAGCCUACUGAUAGUAAAAUUCUACAACAGAAAAACACAUUUGCCUGGAUGCAUGAAGAACAGUUCCACAAUCUACAGGUAUUGGCCACACACUUUGAAUGGUUCCAAGACAUGUUUGAUAAAAUGCCAAAGGACGGUCGUGAGUCACCUUGGCGUAAUUUUGCUGAUCCCCAAAUCACUGUGGCAGGAGAAACUCAGCCAUUACCAGACAAAUUUGAUGAACAUUGUAAGAACCUACAAUGGUUGUGUGUAAUGAGAGCUGCUCGUAGUGAUCGACUCAUGCAGGCAUCCACACUGUUUAUCAACAGAGUAUUAGGCAAGAAGAGUGCUUAUCUGAGAAAUAGGAGACCAACACUAAAUAAAUUCACUCAUUAUCUUUUCACGUAUUAUGGAGAUGUAGGAAUAGACUUCACUACAAUGCACAGACAGAGCUCACCCAACACACCUGUCUUAUUGUUGUACCAAUUUGAAACAGAAAUGGCAUACAAAGUAUUUAUAGACUAUGCCAACAAGAAACAGAACAAACCUGUGAUAAAAACACUGACAGAGAACACAGCUGCUACAGAAAAAGCAGUGAAGCGUAUCAUACAGAAAGGAAUGAAUGAGGGAUCUUGGGUAUUAUUGAACAAUGCUCACAAUGCACCUAAUGUACUGAAGAGUUUAGAGACUGUAAUGACCGAGAAUCCUAAACCUGACCAUAACUUUAGAGUAUGGAUAACUUGUAGGAUUAAACCAGACUAUAUACCCACCAGAAUGUUACAGAAUUCUGUCAAAUGUGUCAUUGAUUCACCCAGGGUAAUGAAGGACAGUUUGAUUAGAUCAUUUAACUGUUUUGACUCGGAUAUAUUGAAACAGUCCUCUAGACAGGAAUGGGCACCAAUGUUACACAACUUGUGUUAUGUCCAUGCUGCCAUACAACUCCGAGCCAGGUUUGGUAUGUCUGGAUGGAAUGGCCCCAAAGAUUUCUCCAAAAUAGGAUACACAGAAUUAAUGGAGUCACUGUCUAUCCUGGUAUCUGAGUUUAAGGAUCCAUUAAGUUGUAUCGCUCCGGAUGGUUCACAGAUGUCUAGACCAACAUCAUGGACAGGCCUAAGAUACAUGAUGAGUGAGAUAAUAUAUGGAAGUCACAUUACCGAUUCCUAUGACCAACAAGCUGUUAGUGCCUUAGUAGACUAUUGGUUAUCACCUAAUGCUGUCAAGAAAGAUUUUGAAGAAAGGAGAUUAAAAUACAAGCACCCUGCAGCAUUUUUUAACCCUAAUGUCAGAUUGAACACACUAAUACAAGCACUGGAGUAUAAUAUAAGUCCUCACACACUUGAUGUACCAGAAGGCUGCCAUAUUCAUCCUAGUGUUGAGCUUGUAGUUCAUUCCCACCAUAUGAGGGAUCAUGUAGUUCAUGACAUUAUGACUUUACUGGGAGAUGACCAGUAUGUAUUCACUAGACUGAACAAAGUUUUUGAUGCCAUGCCAUCCAACAAAAGUUUACAACACAAGAUGUUCCCUAGACCACCUACACCCUUUGAUGGUCCAGCCUUAGCAGGUAUAAGUAAGUAUAGUAACAAUCCCUGUGUUGUCAACAUGGGUGUCUUCUCCACGGCAAGCUUCUCACUUCUCAAACUCAGGAAGGACGUGGAAUUAUGGGAAAUAUGUACCAGUCUACUACAGAAAGUACCAAAAAUACUUACAAAGGAUUUUGUUACCGAGAGGAUUAAGAAAGCAGGUGAGACAGUACGACUUGGUGAACCAACCAAAGUACCAGAGUUUCCUAACAUAAAUACAUUUAUCAUGAAGGAGAUAGAAAUGAUGUCAGCGCUUGGACUGGAAAUAAGGAAUACUCUCACUGCUAUUAAGAAUGCAUGCGAGACUGAGAGUUUUGGUGACAAUCUGUCGGAACAUAUUGUAUCAGCUGCUGAUGACUUGUAUCACAUGAGAAUCCCUAAGACCUGGUGUCAGAUGGCAGGAAGUGCUGCACCACCCCUUACCAUGUCUGUAGCUGCAUGGCUCAGUGGAGACAGGGAUAGAGACGGACUGUUAGCCAGGAGUAUGGCUCUGGAGAAAUUAAUAGGACUGCCCAGAUCAAAGGUUCCAGUAUGGACUCUAGGCCAGUUCUUCAGACCCCAGGCCCUGAUAGCUAUACUGAAGCAGGAUUACAUCAGAAACCAUUGUGGUGAUAGAUCUGGAUACUUUGACCAGAUUGUUGUCAACUCUGAUAUCACCCCCAGAGAUGUUGGACAUAUACGUGAGCCUCCAGUAGAGGGUAUGUAUGUCUAUGGUAUACAUCUGUGGGGCUGUGCCUGGGACAAAACAGUAUUAGAACUUAUGGAUUCACCACCGAAACAAGCAUGUGUGGCACUCCCUGUGGUGCACCUCACAUGUUGUCAGAUCACAGACAAAGCCAAUCAACAGGACCCGUCCAAGGCAGCAGAGAUCUACUCCUGUCCUGUGUAUGCCUCUAGAAUUUCUGCUAGAGAACCAAUAUUUGAAAUGGAGGUCAAGAAAGAAGGAAUUUCUUCCUACAGAUGGGCACUUCGUGGACUGUCGGCUACAAUCAGAAACUAUUAAUUAUUUACCACAGCUUAAAUGAAAUUUUAAAUGAGAUUGCAGACAUUUGUAUGAAUUAUUGAACUGUUUAAUGUAAGGAUUAUUUAACUACACCUUUUUAUUGUGGAGCAUUAGGGAUUUUAGGAACCAGUAGAUGAAAUAUGAAAACGGAGUAUCUUGUAGUCAUUUUGAUUUUAAGUGUCACAAUAAUUUACACACAAGAAUGAAUUUACUAUUUUUCACAAGAAAUGUUAACUGAUGAUAUUUUAUGUUUAGAUAAAAUUAUCCAGUUAUUCAGUUCUGGUUUGCUGAAUGCAACCAUGCAGUUGAAAAAUAUAUGCAAUAUUGAAUAACUAUGUAAAACCCAGCACCAUUGACUUAAAAAGAAUAAUUAAUGGAUGCAGUGCUAGUUUAUUUCUUUAACAUACUAAGGGGUAAAUAAAACUUUCCUUAGGUAAACCAGGACUAUUUAUUUUUAUAUAGUUUUAUAUUGUAUUAGCCUUAUUGAACAUUCCAUCCAUUGUCUCUUGGAAAUGUGAUAGAUUGGUUUUAUUUUUUCCUCAGUAUUGAUAAUAAUGUCAAAUAUUUAAUUCUAUUUAUUGAUUGAUAUUUGUUGGUUUAUAUACAUACUUUUAUGACAAUGUUGAAGUUGUUCUAUGUCAGUUACCGUCCAGUUUUAAGUGUCAAGGAACUUCUGCUGAGAUAUUUACAUGUUUAAUGAUUUAUUUAAUAAAUUGUUUUUGUUUUAA